This is a messenger RNA of Cotesia glomerata, 990 nucleotides long. Its product is annotated as pseudouridine-5'-phosphatase. The transcript is spliced from 4 exons. The record is from RefSeq and is a predicted model, not a curated record. Lineage: Eukaryota; Metazoa; Arthropoda; Insecta; Hymenoptera; Braconidae. Gene Ontology annotation, molecular function: phosphatase activity. The coding region runs from base 188 to 886 and encodes 232 amino acids.
CAAGUGCCAAGUGGAGGGAGGUUAGCUUAGGUAGUCUCAUUGUCAGCUGACGACACACUGAAGUUAUUUUUCACUAUCCCGGGUGUUAUGUGUUCAUGCUGCCAAUUAUUUAAAUUCAGCCAGAAAUUUUAAAUAAAAUUUUUUUUAAAUAAAACCUCAGAGAACCAGCACAGUGAUUAAAAAAAAAAUGGCCAAUUACAAAAAUGUAACUCAUUGUUUGUUUGACAUGGAUGGACUGCUAAUUGAUUCUGAAAGCGUGUACAAGACAAUAUACAAUAAAAUAAUAUCAAAAUUCGGGCACAAUUACGAAGGUGAAGUGGUAUUCCAAGUUCUUGGACGUCCUGAGGCAGUAGGAAUAAAUCUUAUUAUCGAUUAUUUCAAACUACCCUUGAGUUUCGAAGAGGUUCAACUUAAAUAUCAUCAAUUUCAGGAGGAAUUAUUCGUUGAAGUUAGAGUUAUGCCAGGAGCUGAGCGAUUGUUACGACAUUUAGUUAAGCACAACAUUCCAAUUGCCCUGGCAACUAGUUCCAGUGAAAAGAGCUACGAGCUCAAGACUAGAAAGCUGAAGCCAGUUUUUGAACUUUUCCAUCACCGAGUGCUAGGAGGCUCGGAUCCGGAUGUUAAACACGGAAAACCCGCGCCAGAUAUAUUUUUAGUUGCCGCAAGUCGAUUCUCUGACUCAAAUCCCGUUCAGCCGUCUCAGUGUCUCGUCUUUGAAGACGCACCGAAUGGAGUAGAAGCAGCGGUGAGUGCCGGGAUGCAAGUUGUCAUGGUACCAGAUUCAAAUUUACCAAAAGAACUUACUAAAAGAGCGACUAUGGUGCUUAAUAGCCUGGAAGAAUUCAAACCAGAACUAUUUGGAUUGCCCCCGUUCUCUCAAGAAUAAUUACAAGGCAGAUCCAAAUGCAAAUAUAUUAUGUAUUGAUUCCUUCACGUUAGUCAAUAUAUACACGUUAUUUACUAAUUAUGCGUGUCAAAUAAUCCGCAAGA